AUGCGGUUGACGGGCGGAGCAGGGGUCCUGUUUGGUGAGGAGCCGCGCUGUGACGUGAUAUUGGCGUCAUUCAUCUGUGCGGUUCAGCAGGCCUCCUCCGAGUCCAAAAUCAUCCACAGAAAGUCAAACCCCACUCCCACCAGCCCCACAAACCUGGAGGAGAUCGGCAGGCUGGUCGCGCAGAUCCACUCUCUGUCUGAUCCCAAAGUCCAGGGCCGCAGCAGCCUCGACCCUCUGCCUGUGGAUGGAACGGACAUAAACGCGUACUACAGCAUCAUCAGCACCCUGUAUGUGCUUCUACAGCCGCUGAUGCGAGAGGGCUUCGUCCAGGACCUGCCCCAGACUCUAGUAUGCAUCUUAUCAGAGCGACAGGACUGCGGGACAGAAGCAGAGCUCAUCAGGACUGUGUCCACGGAAAUGGGGCCAGCGUUCCUGACCGUGCUGAGGUCUCUCACCAGUCCCACCUGUUCCUCCCUGGGCGCAGAGGGAAAGUCCUACAGCUUCUUCAAAACUUAUCUCCACAUGAGCGACUCCACUGUGGAAACACUGAGUGAGAUCCAGGACAUGUUUUUCGAUAUCUUGACAUAUUUCCCAGGCGCAGGAGACUUGGUGAAUGCUGUCAGUGGCCUUGUUGACACCAUGAUGAAAUAUGUGUUGGAGGUUUUGUUUUCGCUUCUAGAAGUACCUAUUGAGUACGUGAUGAUAGCUCUGCAGAUUGGGAUCAGAGUACCGACGCUGGACGAACAGGGGAUGUGUGAGCACGGUGAUUUGAAGCAGCUCAUUAUGUGGGGGCUCCGUCACAAUGUGAGCUGGUCUUUCAGUACAGCAUUUAUCGACAUCCUCCUGGACAUGUUUUUGGCUCCGGACCAGUACCUUUGCUCGCCCCCAGGCUUCUGUCCUCCAUCUACAGGCCCUUUGCAGCGCUCUUAUCUGGAAUCCAACACAGACAUCUACCACAACAUCCUACUGCAAUGCAACCACCAGCAUCUGGCAAAGCUAAACGAUACCAUUUGUCCAGAAAUUAUAUCCGGGUUGAGGCAACCAUCAUCUGCCUUUGUGCUAAUGCUCUGCCAGGCCCUUAGCUCCCUCAACGCAAGACAGAUAGAAUCAGUGUGGCGUAAUGGUUGUUACAUAUUCGAAGCCGUCAUGUCGCCUUUAGCAUCCAGAACAGCCUCUAAUUGUCCUUUUAUAGGCCCUUUCCCCUCCCCUGGCUUCUAUGCCGCACAUACCGUCUCACCGCUGGAAGAAGUCCCCUUGAGAAUAGUCAGAGAGGCCUCCAAUCUCAACCAGCUCGCCUGCAACUACAACAGCUGGAUGAACAAUAUCUUAGUUGACCCCGUGCUGGUGUCGCUGUGUGGAGACAACCAGCACCCUCUCAACGCAUGGCUACGCACAGCUUGUAAUGAUACGGAAGAGAUUGAUAAGGCCCACCUCAUACAACAGGUUUGUAGGUACACUGAAUGGACAAAACCCACAAUAGUGGACAUGACAGAGGUGGCCGUCUGUGCAGAAGAUUUAGCAAAGAAGUUUAACUGGACAUGCACACAGGACCUCACCAGGGCUUGUCUCCCUGGGGUCGGGCAGAACGCGAUGUUGCAAGUGGUUGUGCGCUGCUGGUUGGAGACUAUGAGGUCCCGUAUGGAAGAGGUGCUGACCCCACAAGUGACCACCAUGCUGGACCAGGCAGUGAGUCUGGCUGUGGUCUCGCUGCUGGCCCUGGAGGAGAUCCAGAACACCACGUAUCAUGUGGCCCAGAAUAUACGCCUGAAUGUACUCAUGACUGUGGACAAGUUUCUAAAAAAGGAAACCAACUUCGACAAGAAGAGGGUGAUGCUGCAAUGCUUUGGACGAGUGCUCACUAGCCUGAUGCAGACACCUCGGGGUGCGGCCCAGGAAGACUUUGUUUUCUUCCAGGAGUUCUUCAACAUCCCAGUGGACACUGUGCGCGAGGUUCUGAGUGGAUCUCACAUCUCAACCAUCAGAAUGCUCCUGGUGUACUACAGCAGACACAAGAACUCACUGCAGCUUCCUCAGAAGUACCUGCCAACGCUGGCGUCAGUACUCUUCCAGACACACCUGUUCUCGGAUGUGACUCUGUUUUCUGAACUGGCUCCUCUCCUGACUCUGACCAGUCCAUCCGACAUCCUCGCAAUGCCACUGCUGCAGAAGGACAAUGAGGUGCGAGAGAUUAUCAACCUUAAACUGAACCAGAUGACUUUGGAGCAGCGGCUUGCUUUUGGCGCCUGGUUUGGCACAGCACUAGACCCCAUCACCAUCAUCAGAGGUCAACAAUCGCUCAUCAGGGCCAUCGGAAACCUGAGCGCUUACCUGCCCUUCUACUACUUCCAACACCUCUCUGCUGCUCAGCUCCUGGACGGUUUAGACGUUCUAAUGAACAACACCUUGAGCCCAAUAAAACAAGGGUUUAUAGCACAACGAGUCAUUGGGACAUACUCAAACCUCACAGCACAGGAUUUUAUCAGGCUUGGUAACAUCACAUGUCAUGCUGAUCCAGAAGACCUUAUUGCAUAUAAUGGAACUAAAGCAUUUCCUGUUAUCCAAGAAGCAAUCAGAAACUGCACCCGGAAUGGACUCAAUCUGCCCAGCCGCUUGCUUUCUCUUUUGCUCCUAAACGGCGCCCAGUCCAAGGACCCAUCGACAAUGACAGCGGAGCAGAGUUCGGAGACGGCUCAUCUUCUGCCCAUGCUCGGAGUGAGCUACAUCCAGAGUCUGAGUCCACAGCACCUGCUCCACAUGCUGCCAGUCAUCAAGACUGUGACCUUCAGCCCUGCUCAGGCCUCCGUAAUUGUAGAAAAGCUCUCCUCAGUUGUGAAAUUGAAUUCCCCUGGAACUCUGCAGCAGCUCGGCUCUCUUGUUGUAGGAGUGAAAAGUGAAUUUUUGUUGACGCUGACCUCUGAAAAGCUUCUGUCUUCGCUGCCGUCCAUGGCUCAGCAGACUCCAAAGUUCAAUCCAGCUCAAGCUAAUGCCAUUUCCACAAAACUCUGGGGGUUUUUAGAUGUGCCAAGCUGGCUGGAUGAGGUGGAGCCCUUACUUCUCUCCACUCCUUUGGUCAGUGUUAUGUCCAGGACUGUUCAGCUGGUCAACAACCUCAGUACAACAGCCACUAAACCCUGGAACACACAACAGGCUCAAGCUAUUUUCAACAAAGUGCUUGAUAUAAAUCCAAGCCUUAUCAAAGAAGACUUCCAGAGUCUGGGGACACUCGGCCAUGGAGUGAGCUGUAAAGUUUUGCUUGAAAGAAUGAGAGCAAAUAAAUCUCCUUCAUCAGUAAGAAAGAUUCUCUACUUCCUCCGACAGCAGCUGAGUCCUCUUCACACCACACUGAAAACAUGUGUAGUGAAUGAGGUCAACAACUAUGACUUCUUCAUAGAUGUUCUGAAAGAUUUCGGAGCAGAACUAGCUCUUUCAAUACCACUCAGCAUUAUCAGACAUUUUGAUGUGAACUAUAUGGACUCUCUCAGAGAAAUCAUCAUCAGAGAGCCUCAAUAUUUUCUGAAACUGUCCAGAAGAAAACAAGAGCUUCUGGUGGAUAGAAUUGUUCAAAGACUGAGCAUGUCCACAGAUGGUACUUCUAAAAUGGACAUAGUAGCACAAAUGUUGCAAAUAACAAACUCUUUUGGACCUGUGGAGACAUGGACUAAGGCCACACUUAGUCAAGUGGGAAGAUUUAUCUUCUUUCUACCCAUCAAUAAACUUCAGCAAAUCCCAUUGGAGCUGAUGUCUGUGACUGGCAUAGAGAGGCUGUUCAUGAGCCAGCAACAGUGGGAACAGGGGCCUGUUGGAAGCCAGUGUCUAGACGCCAGUGAGAAGAGGAGCAACUUUGAGAAACAACAAUUUGUCCUGCAGUUCUUUCUUGGCUUCCUCAAAGUUAUAGCAACGCCUACCACAGUUCCAACGUGUGAGAUCCUCCAUUCAACCACUCCCUCCGUUUGGACGCCUAACAGCUUAGCCAACAUGUCGUCUUCAGCAUUUGUCAACUGUCUAGAAUUAAUGGGUCUAGACCCUUUUGUGUCCUAUUAUCACCGUGUUCAGUUGUUACAAAAAUUGAAAAAACUAUAUGGUCCAGUUUCCUCUUUCUCCCAGUCACUCAUCUCUCAGCUUGGACGAAUAGCAGUGGAAAUGACAAAUGAAGAGUUGCGCAGUCUCCAACUUUCUGAUCGCAACAUAAUCUCUGCUCUAGGAGCUGUUGAUCUGUGGACCAGAACACAGCAAGAAAUCCUCUUUGCGGCUGUAUUAACCUCAACUCAGCAAAGUGUAAGCCAGCUGGACUCCAGCCUUCUGGUGGCAAUGGGUCAUUUUGUGUGUGGGGCCAAAGCAUCACAAAUAAUUUAUUUCAAUGCAGUAGAGUUCAGUAAGGCAGUGCUUUACCUUGGACAGCUGAAGCUGCAGUGUGAUGAAGAACAGCUGAGGGCCAUGAUCGGGCUGCUGAGUCAUGCCCUCGCCUUUGGACUCGUUCCUUUCUGGAAAAGUGAUGUUUUCAUGGAGAUUGGAAUAAUAGCAGCUGGACUUACAGAUAUUGAUAUGUCAUCCUUAGUAAAAGAUCAAAUUGAAGGAAUUACUCCUCUGGCUAUCUCAGCCGUUCCACCAACAAAAUUUUCUGUUGCAUUCCGUCCUCAUCAGAUCAGCAUGUUCUCCUAUGAUCAGGCAGACGCAGUGCCCAUCCCAGUGAUUGAUGCAUUGUCUUACAUGCAGAAACAAGCUCUGGCCAUGGUGCUGAAUCCCUGGGAGGACCGUCUUGUGGACUUCAGAGGGAGAUCACUGGCGCUGGCGCUGAGUCCCUGUCCGGUGUGUGUGCUGCUGGGAUCACUGAUGCUAAUGCUCCAAACAUGA
Knipowitschia caucasica is the source of this 4851-nucleotide messenger RNA. The record is from the annotation of a GenBank genome assembly. NCBI's taxonomy places the organism in Eukaryota, Metazoa, Chordata, Actinopteri, Gobiiformes, Gobiidae.